GACUCCGAGGAGAGACUGUCAGCGGCUUCUUGGGAUAUCCCUGACCUGAGACAUGAACGCAAGCCCCCCUGCAGGAAGCGCCCUGGCCCCCGGCGGGUCGACGGGCCCCACCACGCCCAAGAAGGGACCGCCCAAGUUCAAGCAGAGGCAGACUCGCACGUUCAAGAGCAAAGCCCCCAGGCCAGGCCAGAAGGGCUUCGGUGACGACAUCCCCGGCAUGGAGGGCCUCGGCACAGACUUCACCGUGGUGUGCCCAUGGGAGGCCUUCGGCGACAUGGAGCUCAGCGACCUGGCCAAAUACGGCAUCAUCUAAACCUGCUGCCUCCUGCCUUCCCCUCCUCUCCGCGACCCCCUCCGCCCGGCCUUCGCCCCACCUCGGCUCGGCACGCCGCCAUAAGGCUGCCGGCCGCCCCGCUAACGCCCUCUCGUCUAUCUACCUCAGGCUUUGCUCCACUGAGUGGAGUCAAGGCUUAAUCAUGUUCUUAUUUUUAUAUUGCUAUUAUUAUUAUAUGAUACUGUUUACAGUAUUUAUACUUGAAAUGAAAAGACGAGAAAAGACCUCCAGACACCUUCUUCCACCCCCCUUCAUCCAGCUCUAAAACCCUUUCCUCUAACCCCCCCCCCCGGCGAUGGACGCAAGCAAAAACACUAGUUAACUCUAGCCUGUAUUUGCUUCUAGCAGUCUGUUACAAUGUAAAUAAUUUGAUUGCAGUAUUUCUACCUUGUCUUCUACGCUCACCUUUUGUACUCCCCCCGCCCCCCUCUUUUAUUUCGCAUUGUAUUUUCUACUCCUUGUUGCGAGAGUUACUGUGAAACACCACAGGAUGCAAGGAGAGCGGCAACGACGGAAGCUACAAUGCCCACAGUUAUUCCACUUGGACACUCAGGAGGAAAUCCCU
This is a messenger RNA of Salarias fasciatus (jewelled blenny), 899 nucleotides long. RefSeq names its product phosphodiesterase 6H, cGMP-specific, cone, gamma, paralog b (gene pde6hb). Gene Ontology annotation, molecular function: cGMP binding; 3',5'-cyclic-nucleotide phosphodiesterase activity. The coding region runs from base 53 to 313 and encodes 86 amino acids. The record is from RefSeq and is a predicted model, not a curated record. Gene Ontology annotation, biological process: positive regulation of G protein-coupled receptor signaling pathway; positive regulation of epidermal growth factor receptor signaling pathway; visual perception. The transcript has 3 exons. Lineage: Eukaryota; Metazoa; Chordata; Actinopteri; Blenniiformes; Blenniidae. Gene Ontology annotation, cellular component: photoreceptor outer segment membrane.